AUGAAUAAAAGCAGCUCUCGGCACGACGCUGAAAUAACCGCCAGCUGCAGCCGUACGGACGCCACAGAUAACCACAAAAGCAGCGUGAUGAAAACCCUCUUCUGUCUGAGAGGGCUGUCUUUACCCUCUCCUCUCUCACUACUGUCUUCUUUACCUUCAGACCCUCUCCUCUCUCACUACUGUCUCCAUCACCUUCAGACCCUCUCCUCUCUCAUACUGUCUCCUUUACCUUCAGACCCUCUCCUCUCUCACUACUGUCUUCUUUACCUUCAGACCCUCUCCUCUCUCACUACUGUCUCCUUUACCUUCAGACCCUCUCCUCUCUCACUACUUUCUCCUUUACCUUCAGACCCUCUCUCCUCUCACUACUGUCUCCUUUACCUUCAGACCCUCUCCUCUCUCACUACUGUCUCCUUUACCUUCAGACCCUCUCCUCUCUCAUACUGUCUUCUUUACCUUCAGACCCUCUCCUCUCUCACUACUGUCUCCAUCACCUUCAGACCCUCUCCUCUCUCACUACUGUCUCCUUUACCUUCAGACCCUCUCCUCUCUCACUACUGUCUCCUUUACCUUCAGACCCUCUCCUCUCUCAUACUGUCUUCUUUACCUUCAGACCCUCUCCUCUCUCACUACUGUCUCCAUCACCUUCAGACCCUCUCCUCUCUCACUACUGUCUCCUUUACCUUCAGACCCUCUCCUCUCUCACUACUGUCUCCUUUACCUUCAGACCCUCUCCUCUCUCACUACUGUCUCCUUUACCUUCAGACCCUCUCCUCUCUCACUACUGUCUGCUUUACCUUCAGACCCUCUCCUCUCUCAUACUGUCUUCUUUACCUUCAGACCCUCUCCUCUCUCACUACUGUCUCCAUCACCUUCAGACCCUCUCCUCUCUCACUACUGUCUCCUUUACCUUCAGACCCUCUCCUCUCUCACUACUGUCUCCUUUACCUUCAGACCCUCUCCUCUCUCACUACUGUCUCCAUCACCUUCAGACCCUCUCCUCUCUCACUACUGUCUCCUUUACCUUCAGACCCUCUCCUCUCUCACUACUGUCUCCUUUACCUUCAGACCCUCUCCUCUCUCACUACUGUCUUCUUUACCUUCAGACCCUCUCCUCUCUCACUACUGUCUCCUUUACCUUCAGACCCUCUCCUCUCUCACUACUGUCUUCUUUACCUUCAGACCCUCUCCUCUCUCACUACUGUCUCCUUUACCUUCAGACCCUCUCCUCUCUCACUACUGUCUCCUCUACCUUCAGACCCUCUCCUCUCUCACUACUGUCUCCUUUACCUUCAGACCCUCUCCUCUCUCACUACUGUCUCCUUCACCUUCAGACCCUCUCCUCUCUCACUACUGUCUCCUUUACCUUCAGACCCUCUCCUCUCUCACUACUGUCUCCUUUACCUUCAGACCCUCUCCUCUCUCACUAAUGUCUCCAUCACCUUCAGACCCUCUCCUCUCUCACUACUGUCUCCUUUACCUUCAGACCCUCUCCUCUCUCACUACUGUCUACUUUACCUUCAGACCCUCUCCUCUCUCACUACUGUCUCCUUUACCUUCAGACCCUCUCCUCUCCCACUACUGUCUCCUUUACCUUCAGACCCUCUCCUCUCUCACUACUGUCUCCUUUACCUUCAGACCCUCUCCUCUCUCACUACUGUCUCCAUCACCUUCAGACCCUCUCCUCUCUCACUACUGUCUCCUUUACCUUCAGACCCUCUCCUCUCUCACUACUGUCUUCUUUACCUUCAGACCCUCUCCUCUCUCACUACUGUCUCCUUUACCUUCAGACCCUCUCCUCUCCCACUACUGUCUCCUUUACCUUCAGACCCUCUCUCCUCUCACUACUGUCUCCUUUACCUUCAGACCCUCUCCUCUCUCACUACUGUCUCCUUUACCUUCAGACCCUCUCCUCUCUCACUACUGUCUCCUUUACCUUCAGACCCUCUCCUCUCUCACUACUGUCUCCUUUACCUUCAGACCCUCUCCUCUCUCACUACUGUCUCCUUUACCUUCAGACCCUCUCCUCUCUCACUACUGUCUCCAUCACCUUCAGACCCUCUCCUCUCUCACUACUGUCUCCUUCACCUUCAGACCCUCUCUCCUCUCACUACUGUCUCCUUUACCUUCAGACCCUCUCCUCUCUCACUACUGUCUCCUCUACCUUCAGACCCUCUCCUCUCUCACUACUGUCUCCAUUACCUUCAGACCCUCUCCUCUCACUACUGUCUCCAUUACCUUCAGACCCUCUCCUCUCACUACUGUCUUCAUUACCUUCAGACCCUCUCCUCUCUCACUACUGUCUCCUUUACCUUCAGACCCUCUCCUCUCACUACUGUCUCCUUUACCUUCAGACCCUCUCUCCUCUUACAACUGUCUCCUUUACCUUCAGACCCUCUCUCCUCUUACAACUGUCUCCUUUACCUUCAGCCCCUCUCCUCUCACUACUGGCUCCUUUACCUUCAGACCCUCUCUCCUCUUACAACUGUCUCCUUUACCUUCAGCCCCUCUCCUCUCACUACUGUCUCCUUCACCUUCAGACCCUCUCCUCUCUCACUCACUUGGCAUUUCUCCCCUGUGGGGGCUCCCCCCUGGGGUGCGGUGAGCCCGUCCAAUGGGUGGAGGAGUCAGGAAGUUAUCAGAGCCAAAAAGUUGAAUGACCAUGAAGCCAAGAGUGUUUUGGCCUUCGGAUCCCUCUGGAACGUGAAGGACACGGAGAUUUGA
This is a messenger RNA of Knipowitschia caucasica, 2724 nucleotides long. The record is from the annotation of a GenBank genome assembly. Lineage: Eukaryota; Metazoa; Chordata; Actinopteri; Gobiiformes; Gobiidae.